AUGUCAUCCCAUAAUUCGACAGUUGCUCCUUCUGCAGUGGGCGGUAGCAUACCGAGCAAGCGCAUGGGCGACGAUGCGAAAUCCGACUCCAACUCUCAGCAAGCGACGAAACGGAAGCGGCCGCAGUCUUGUGACAUUUGUCGCUCGCGCAAGAUCAAGUGUGUGCGUCUCAAGGUAGACGGUCUGGACGCUUCUGCAGACAACCGUUGUGUGCAGUGCCGCGCGAUCGAUGCCAAAUGCACGUUUGACUAUGUUCUCAGACGACCCGGUCCACAGAGCACAUUUGCCAAGACAGCCAGAAAGGAAGCAGCGGCCAGGACUAAGGUAUCAGCACCAGACUCGCAUCUAGCGGCUACUCCCUUGUCGCACUCUCGAUCUUUGACAUCGGCGUUUGUGGAGGCGCUUGCCACGCAAGUCGGAGGCGCGUCACCGCACACUCAACACAACGCUUCGGCUGCAUCCCCUAACGACGACAGCUGGUACCGCGCUCUCACGGCUUCCAACUACGCCUCUGGAAGCGCCAAUGGCACACAGACGCGUUCGUCGUCUUGGAGCGGCGCCACCAACUUUGACGCGUACCUCAACAACUCGAUGCUCGCCAUGACACCAGCUCACUUUGCUGGCAUAACGGCAGCAUCGCCUUUUGGAUUCUCACCGCAGAACAUGGGCAGCCUCGCGGGUGCGUCGCCGUCGGUGAGCAUGUCGGGCUCUUCUUCUGCCACUCCCGGCAGCUACGCAGGUUCGUCGUGGCAUGGCCAGCCGCGUUCCGAUGCAGGAAGCUCACGCUCCGCGGCCCCGCUCGCAUCCAUGCUUCACACGCAGCCGCAACCCCAUCAGCAAACCCAAGCUCAAGAGCACCCACACCAACAACAGCAACAGCAACAGCAUCGCGCAGCAGCGCUCGUCGAUCACAUUCAGUCCUUCGAGGUGGCAGCUGGCCUUGCUGGCACCGACACUCGCGCAGCGCCACUGCCUCUUCCGAUUCCUUCCUUCUCCCGCGUGUCAUCGCCAGUGCCAAUGUCAGCGACCUUGCCACAGACCCAUCAACACAGCACACAGGAACCAAACCAGCAGAAUCACCAACCUCAACAAAUACCUAUCCCCUCUCAUCAGCAACAGCAAGGUCAUUGCUUUGAUGGAUCUGGUAGCUUCGCGCCUCUAAACACACAAGCGCACGCCGAUACCUGUAGCGCCACCAGUCAGAAAAACAAGCAAGCACGCAGUCUUUGCGACGUGUCUGUGGGACCUGUGCUCGGGCCGCGGUCGCUUGACAACAUUGCGCCACGCCAGACGUUUCUGGCGAUCAUCUCGCUGUACUUUCACUACCUGUGGCCGUUGCUGCCGAUCGUGGAUCGUCCUUCGUUCAGCCACGACCUGCUGAAUCGCAGAGACGAACGCGACCAGGCGUUUUUCGCGUUUGUGCUCAGCCUCACGUCGUACACGCUGAUCCAAUGCCCCAGGACUGUGAUUCCUGCGCCCUGGGCGUUCUACCGAAGAUUGCAUCGCAUCUGCCAUCUCACAUCGCGCAGGAUGCAGCCUCGCGUAUACGACCCUCCGCAGCUGCUUCACGUCAGCACGCUGUACUGCGAUCACAUCUAUCUGGGCACCGUGGGCAAGGUCAACGCGGGCAAAGCGGUGCUCGCUGAGGCUGUGCGAGUGGCGUACACGCUAGGUCUGCACGACGAGCGCAAGGACGAUUCGAGGAGAGGUGCUGCGCCGUACGGUCUGGAUGCGUCGUCGUUUGCGUACUACCAAGCACCGACGGCGAACGCGGUGGAAAACGAGCUGCGAAAGCGCCUGUUUUGGGUGCUGCACGGCAGCUCCACUACGAUCGCCAUGCUGGAAAACGAGCCAGCGCUGAUUCAUGCUAUCGAUGCGUGCGUCGAUCUUCCGCUUGCGGUCGAUGAGGAGGCGCUGGCGCGGCCUGGCCACAUCCAAAGAUCUCCGAGCGUGCUUCAUGGUUUCCUGAUCGUGACGCGAUUGCACCAGGUGAUGCUCGAGCUGCUCGAGUCGUACCGCCGCGAUCGACGAUUUCCUAUCGACGAUCUUUCGGUGGCUAGAUCACGCAUCCGCUACCUCGCCGAUGUACUGCGCAGGCUGCAGGAGGCCAUCGACGAUAUGCCGGAAGAACUGCGAAAUCCGAUCUACACGCAUUCACCGCCUGAACCGAUUCGUCGACCUGGCAGUGCGCUUCCUGCGCUCGUGACGGUUUCUGCGCAUGGCCAGCAUGCGCAGCAUGAGCAGCAUGCGCCGCUGUUGCAAGCAAUCGGAUUUGAUGCCGCCACUCAAACAGCGCUAGGCAACCAUGUGAGUGGCACAUCGCCAUGGCCAUGGCCGGCCGAGACGUUUACACGCGACGGCCUGCCGAACGCGGAAGCACGCAGUUCGAACAACUCUUCGUCGACGCACUCGCCACGAGCUGGCGGUGCUUGCGAGGCCAAUAUGUCGACGAGGUAUGGCGGUGCAAUGGCUGCAGGUGCCGGUGUAGAGCGUGGACAGCCUGCGCACCACGGUCUCGCUCCACUGGCUGUGCGCACGCCACGCAUGCGCACCGGCGUCGAGGCGCGCGCUGCCAGCCUGACCAUGAUGGACAUGGUGAAUGUGUUCCGGCCUUCGCCGCCGCCGGCGUCGGCGUCGUCGACGCCGGUGCUGUCGCCCAUGUGCACACUGCACGCCAAUAUCGUGACCACGGAAUCACUCGUGCGCUUCCUGCUGACCGAGUACCGCGAUAUGGUCACCACACGCAUCCGCGAGCUGAAACUUCGACAACCGUCGCACCUCGCGCUCGCCUCGUGCGCUCCCGAAGAUGUGCACAGCCAAGUAUGGCAGGAAGCAGCCGCGAAUCUGCUGCGCACGUUCAACAACCUCCCGCUCGACGCUCUGGCGAGCAACGGACAGAGUCUGAUCGACAAGAUUAUCUACGUGGUCACCGCCUUGUUGAACCGCACAAGCAGUCGCGGUGUGACGACUGGGUUUGGGUACAUGUCGAGUUUGUUGGCGACGCUGACGCGGUUGAGUCAGACGAGGAAGGAGGAUAGUGCGAGCGAGAUCGAGGAGGAAGACGCGGUGACGGGCGAGCGAUGGGUAAGCCAGCAGAUGGGCGGUGAGGGGGGUGCUGGAGGUGCUGGGACCGGUGGGACCGGUGGAGCUGGUGGUACUGGAGCUGGUGGUGCUGGUGGAGCUGGUGACCAAGGAGGUUCGAGUGAUCGCGGAGGGUCAGGUUCCGGUGGCAACUCCGGUGGCAACUCUGGUAGCGCCGGUCCUGGUGGCGCACCCGAUACCGACGCCAACCGCGGCGCUCGCGACGUUCGCGGCGACUCGACGCUCACCGCCUUUGCCAAACCCAGCGACGCGCCGUCGGUGGAAGCGUCGAGCCCUGUGCACUUUGCGCCAUGCACACGCUCCACCACGGGCACCUCGAGCGUCGAUACGGCCAGCACCACGCCUACCGAACGCACGCCGCGCCGCGCAUUCCCCAAACUCGUCGCUACCAACAGCGAAGCGUCGUCGCACAAACACAGUGCGCUCGCCGCGCCGCUCGACCACGCGUCGUGCACGCCUCCGUCGCAACCGUGCCUUGCGCGCCACCGUCCUCCGCACGCCCGCCAUCCGAGCAUCGCUCAACACGCCUGA
Mycosarcoma maydis (corn smut) is the source of this 3633-nucleotide messenger RNA. RefSeq lists its product as uncharacterized. The transcript has a single exon. NCBI's taxonomy places the organism in Eukaryota, Fungi, Basidiomycota, Ustilaginomycetes, Ustilaginales. Gene Ontology annotation, biological process: regulation of DNA-templated transcription; DNA-templated transcription. Gene Ontology annotation, molecular function: DNA binding; zinc ion binding; DNA-binding transcription factor activity, RNA polymerase II-specific. The record is from RefSeq and is a predicted model, not a curated record. Bases 1 to 3633 code for a protein of 1210 amino acids.